GAUUCAGAACAAUAUGUAGAAAAACUUCUAGACCUGUUUCAACGAUUUAGUAAAUUGGUAACAGAGGCAUUUAAUGAAGACCCUCGGUUCCUCACUGCAAGAGACAAGGCUUAUAAAGAGGUUGUCAACGAUACGCAAGUCUUCAAAUUAGAGUUGCCAAGUAAAACAAAAGGGAUUGGCAACAAGACCCAACCUGAAUCUAAAUGUCCAGAACUGCUUGCAAACUACUGUGAUAUGCUGCUCAGAAAGACUCCACUUAGCAAAAAGCUUACUGCAGAUGAGAUUGAGAGCAAAUUAAAAGAUGUGUUGCUGGUGCUAAAGUAUGUGAGCAACAAGGAUGUCUUCAUGCGGUACCACAAGGCGCAUCUUACGCGUCGUCUCAUCCUCGACACCUCAGCUGACUCGGAGAAAGAGGAGAAUAUGGUAGAAUGGUUGCGAGAGGUGGGCAUGCCUGCAGACUAUGUCAAUAAGCUGGCAAGAAUGUUUCAAGAUAUUAAAGUGUCCGAAGAUCUCAAUCAGCAGUUUAAGGAAACCAUUAGAACUACUACCAAGUCUAGUGUAGCAGAUAAUCUUAACAUAAAAAUAUUGAAUGCGGGAGCAUGGGCGAGAGGUAGUGAUCGAGUAGCAGUCAGCUUACCCAUGGAGCUGGAGGACUUCAUCCCAGAGGUUGAAGACUUCUAUCGAAAGAAACACUCAGGCCGUAAACUUCAGUGGCAUCAUCACAUGUCCAAUGGCACAAUCACAUUCUCUAACAACAUGGGAAGAUUUGACUUGGAUGUCACCACUUUUCAAAUGGCUGUCAUGUUUGCAUGGAAUCAGAGGACGCACGACAAGAUUUCUUUCGAUAAUCUUCGUCUUGCCACUGAGCUGCCCGAUCCUGAGUUGCGACGGACAUUAUGG
Homarus americanus (American lobster) is the source of this 900-nucleotide messenger RNA. RefSeq names its product cullin-5-like. The annotation marks the transcript as partial. The transcript is spliced from 6 exons. Lineage: Eukaryota; Metazoa; Arthropoda; Malacostraca; Decapoda; Nephropidae. Gene Ontology annotation, molecular function: ubiquitin protein ligase binding. Gene Ontology annotation, cellular component: SCF ubiquitin ligase complex; Cul5-RING ubiquitin ligase complex. The record is from RefSeq and is a predicted model, not a curated record. Gene Ontology annotation, biological process: SCF-dependent proteasomal ubiquitin-dependent protein catabolic process; protein ubiquitination.